GACGUUGUUUUUUUGCGAUUUGGCAGUUCAUCCUUUUCGAGAUUGUGUUUCCGACAUUGCACUGUCCACCACAUGCCACACGCACGGCGCGGGAGAGGGUCGGCCAUCUGUCAUGGAUGACUCACCAGCCAGUUGCACGCCUGAUGACGGCAGGUCAGCAGAACGGCCACCCACUUGGCCCGCGCGUGGCAACGCUACGCCGGUGUCACCGCAUGCCGGACAACGCGGUUUGCUGGGAGUUUCCCCUUAUGGCAGCCCGGAUGACACGCGAUCAACAAAGAGGCCUCGUGUUCACUCUCUUUCGCCUACGGUCGUCGUCACUCCCGGCGUUGCAGUUGUGCAUUCUCCGUUGCCGCCCUUGUUGCCGUCUCCAGCGCGCCGUCCAUACACUCCGAUACACCCUUUGUCGGAUUUCGAUGCGUUGUGUUUUCCUGUGCUGUGGCCGCCAUUGCAACCUCGCCGUUUGCAGUUUUUGUCGUGUGCUGCGCAGCCAUUUCCUCCUCCUCCACUUUUCAAUGGACGCGACGGGUUGGACUCCAUCCCCUUGGAGGGGUGUUCUCAAUCAUCAAGAGCGGUGUUUGGAAGUGGAGGGUCCACACUGCGUGACGAAGAACGUCGGAGUGUAGAACCGCGGGUCUCACAUUCGUUCGCCGCAUCAGGUCAUGGGCAGGGGGGUGUAUUGGAUGAUGCACGUCGUGCCUCUGCCGGGGACACCUAUGACCGUAAUUACGCCCGUCGCUCUCUCGUCUCCUGGUUCGACGAGGAUGAAAUUGUGAGUGGUAGCGGAGAUGGGCCCGACCGUUGCGAUCCUGGCGCUCAAAAUCUUGGUGCGGGUCAUUCUGAACACUCGGGCGGGUCCUUGGGGCAAUUCGGUUCGCAGUCAACUGGUUCCACGAAGUACUCUCGUUUGUUUUUGACUACCGCUUGCAAGGAGAGACUGCGCCUUUUACAAUCUGAGAUGAACGAAGUGAGCAACAAGUCUGGGAUCAUGAGCGAUGUCAUAGACCGACUGUUGCAUUGGUCAUCGCCAGCUAUCCGAUCAGAGUUUGGGGAUGGUGUGGCGUCGAGGAUCGAGAGAACACUACCGGCCGACAGUCAUGCAGAUGUGUUUCGUCUCGGAGCAGGAGGGGAUGAUUCGACAGCGGACGCUGAGGAUGAUGGCGAGCGUGAGGGUGAAGGGAGCGGUGGAGGCAAUGGCGGGUCAUUUUGUAGGUCGGAUGAUUCACUACCGCGUUCAGGGCACGGGUCACAGCAUGGCCGCAGAUCGCGCGGGAGGCCACCAAGCCGUGGCAGGUCGCGUUCGCGUUUCGAACAUGUACGUCCUUUGUGCUGGGAUGAUAUGAAGGAUGGUGCCUUGCAAAGAGGACCUUGCAAUAAUCGGUCUAAACAUGUGUUGAAAUCGAUGGGGCGUUGGGGAGGCUCGGAAGCGCCUGAUGUCGUCUUUGUGGAGCCGGUGAAGCUGCUGCAGUUGCUCGGGUUGUUCGAUUUGAGUUGCCCGCGCCACAGGGGCGGUUGUGCUGUGGAUGUGUCCUCUGUCGGUUAUCUUGGGCAGAUUUGUUGCAUUUCGCUCGCUUGUAAGAAGUCAUGUCGUUGGACAUGGCACAGUGCACUGGUUGGGGGAGUUGUGUACUCUUGCAGACUUCAGCAGCAGUUGUUCCAUGCGACCGUCACUGCCGGUGUGACAUAUACCGUCCUCAACGACUUCUGCAUCGCGUUUGGGGUGACACCUGUGCACAAACCCACUUUUUACAGUUGCAUGCGCGGUGAGCCGAAUGUGCGUGAGGGUUGGAAUGCAAAGGUUAUCAGGCAGAGCGUGCGGUAUUGCGACUUGGCCAUUGACACGGUUAUGCGAUCAGGGAGACCCGUCACUUUGAUGGUUGACGGUCGCUACGACUCGGCCAGGUCUGCGCAGCAUUGCACUAUUACCGCGAUUGAGUGUGAUACUCGUCUUGUGGUGGGUGUUCACACUCUUCAGCCAAAAAAUGAGGGAAAGGCGUCGAACCAACUUGAGGUUCCUGCAGUUGUGCGCCUGUUGAGAGGCCUGCUGUUGAGGGGGUUGAAGAUCCGGUGUGUUGUCUCCGACGAUUGUGCUGCAUUGGGUCCACAAUUGGAGCGCCUGGGUAUUGAAUGGCAGAAGGAUUGCCAUCAUAAGGUAAAAAACAUUCGCAAGGCAAUUAGAAAAGUCGUGACACUGAAGGUGCCAAAGAAAUUGAACAACCCUCAUCAGUGCGUGUCGGAAUCUCAGUUUAUGCAGUUCACGAAGAAGGAGUUGUUGGAUGCCUUGAUGGACCGUUAUGAACCAGGGUCUUUGACGGCAAAAGAAGAACGAUUGAAGAAGAGCGACUUCGUUGCUCUUGUGAUGAGCAAAAUGUACCCCUUUGCAGAGAUGAGGGAGGCGACUUUGUCACUCUGCACAAUAAUGUCAAUGAUCGCCGACCAUAUGGCCGGGGACCACUCCAGGUGCGUUGCGGACAGAGAGCUUUUAUGCUCAAAGGGGGGUGGCCCAUCUCGGCUGCCUCUGUACACGCACGACGACCCCGUGUAUGACAUCAUUCACCAGACGUUGGGCAGGCAUUGCAGCACGACCGUCUGUUCGUACUACACGGAGUUCCGCCACAUGUCGACGGUUGCGACCUUCCAGGGCACAAUCAUCAUUUACGCGAAGAAGGCCUUGCAUUUCGAGAAGUCAUAUGAGCCGCGUUUGGCGAUUGCAGUCAUUCGAUGGAACAGUCAUGCAUGGCAGGAUCCCUUGGAGUAUCGUGUCCGCAGGCCUUCUGGGACUUCGAUUCGUCCAAGGCCGAGCCAUUACCGUCACAAUCGGCCACCUACCGAUUCGUGGAUGGAUCGGCUGUCCACGUUCAUCUUCGGUUCAAAAUGUGUUUCAGAUUGGGCUCGACGCCUUCUCGAGUACGACGACUGUGAUGUGUCGGGCGAGGUCAAGUCCUCGACACCUCCUCUGCCUCGCGAUCUUUUUUGCAGAGGCGAGGAUACCAUUGCCCGUGACGAGGACGACGUUGCUUCAGGUGCGGAUCCCGACGUUGUGGGGGAUGACGAUGUUUUCAUCAUUGGUGACGGGGAUGGGUUGCCUGGACCAGCGGAUGCCGUGUUCGAUCGAUCAUGCGAUUCUCUAUCGGGCGCAGAUGAUGUCGAGUUGUUCGACGACUGACAUUAUGUUAUGUCGUAGUAUCUUGUACAUGCGACUUUUAUGUUUGUUGCCUUUUUAGUUUGAUUGCGAAGACUGA
Molecule: messenger RNA, 3242 nt
Organism: Chara braunii
Lineage: Eukaryota; Viridiplantae; Streptophyta; Charophyceae; Charales; Characeae
Source: the annotation of a GenBank genome assembly